UGUAGAGAGACAGACAAAAGGAGAUAAGGCUUUAAAAUCCUCUCACCUCUUCCCUCGUUUCUCUUCUAAGCUUAUCAGCGAAAGUAGCGAUUUUUCUCUCCCUUUAGUUUUUUUUUUCUGGGAGAGUUCAUUCUCAGAGCAAGGGCGAGAACCCAAAGGUGACAGUUUUUUUAGCCACUGUGAAGAUGGCUACGGUUACUCCUUCCUCUAUCAGCAAAGCGUGGCUCAUUCCCGGUGCCUCUUUUACUGUAAAGAAGAAUGAUUGUUCCAUCAAAUGUUGCUUCUCGCGCAAAUCUAGCAAACAGAUACCAUCAUCAACUCAAAGACUCGUUCUUCCUCUUUCAACUUCGCUUAAACUGUUUCCUACUCAUGGAAGGCAGUUUGUGUUGCAUCCUCAUCGUAGCAGAGCCACCACAGGUACUGAUGUCGUCGCGGCUGUAGAGGGACAAGACUCUCCUCCUGUUGCGGAAACCGAUGCAAAUGACAAGUCAGAUGAUGCUCCUACUGCUGCUGCUACUACUACGACAUCUCAGUCAAGAGGAACAACAGCAAGACCCGGAAGGAAGAGCGAGAUGCCUGCGGUGAAGAACGAGGAGCUUGUUUCUGGUGCUACCUUCACUGGGAAAGUAAGAGCCAUCCAGCCCUUUGGUGCUUUCAUCGACUUUGGUGCUUUCACUGAUGGAUUAGUCCAUGUCUCUCAACUGAGCGACACCUUUGUUAAAGAUGUUGCGAGUGUUGUCACUAUUGGGCAAGAGGUGAAAGUAAGGCUUGUGGAAGCUGACAUUGAGGCUAAACGUAUUUCUCUCACUAUGCGUUCAAGUGACGAUCCUCCUAAACGCCAGCCCGGUGGUGGUGGUGGUGAUAAUAAGCCGAGGCCAGGAGGGAAAAGGAAUGCUUCAAAAGGAGGAGGAGGGGGUAAGAAGGAAGAUGGGUUCAGCUCAAAGUAUGUGAAAGGGCAGAUGUUGGAUGGAACGGUGAAGAACUUAACGAGGUCAGGAGCGUUUAUAACGAUUGGUGAAGGUGAAGAAGGGUUCUUACCUACGAAUGAGGAAGCAGAUGAUGGGAUUGGAAGCAUGAUGAUGGGUGGUGGGUCUUCGUUGCAAGCUGGACAAGAGGUCAAGGUUCGUGUGUUGAGGAUAGCGAGGGGACGUGUUACUUUGACGAUGAAAGAGGAAGAUGAUGGUAAGUUUGAUGAAACACUCAGUCAAGGAGUUGUGCAUACAGCCACGAAUCCGUUUGUGCUUGCUUUCCGUAAGAACGAGGAGAUUGCUGCGUUUCUUGACAAGAGGGAGGAAGAAGCUGAGAAACCAGUAGAGGCUGUGAAGGAAUCAGAAGAAGCUGAAGCAUCUGUCACCUCUGAAAAAGCUGAAGAAACAAGUGAAGAAGUGAUUGAGACCAAAGCUGAAGAUGAUUCGCAGGAGACAGAAACAGUUGCUGCAGUAACUGAAGUUGAGGAGGUGGAAACGCCUGAGCUUCCACCAGUUCCAGAAACUAAAAGUGAAGAGGAAGUUUCUGAGAACUCCAUUCCUCAAAGUUCAGCCACUGAUGAAGUUUCACCUUCAGAAGCUGUAGCAAGUGAAGUCGUUGAGAAGAAAGAGGAAGUACCUGUUGCUGAAACUGUACCUGAUGAAGUUUCAUCUUCAGAAGCUGUACUAAGUGAAGACGUUGAGAAGAAGGAGGAAGUGGUGGCCGAAGUACCUGUUGCUGAAACCGUACCUGAUGAAGUUUCACCUUCAGAAGAUGUAGCAAGUGAAGACGCUGAGAAGAAGGAGGAAGUGGUGGCCGAAGUACCUGUUGCUGAAGCCGAGACUCCUGCCCCUGUAGUCACAGAAGCUUCUUCUGAGGAAAGUGGCAUCAAAGCUGGCAUUUCACCGGCCUUAGUGAAGCAACUCAGAGAAGAAACAGGAGCAGGAAUGAUGGACUGCAAGAAUGCACUCUUGGAGAGCGAGGGCGAUAUGGUGAAAGCUCAAGAGUACCUCCGCAAGAAGGGACUAGCUAGCGCAGACAAGAAAGCCAGCAGAGCCACAGCCGAGGGGAGAAUCGGUUCGUAUAUCCAUGACAGCAGAAUCGGUGUCCUCUUGGAGGUUAAUUGCGAGACAGACUUUGUCUCACGCGGUGACAUUUUCAAGGAACUGGUUGAUGAUCUGGCGAUGCAGGUGGCUGCGUGCCCUCAAGUAGAGUACCUUGUACCUGAAGAUGUUUCCGAAGAAAUUGUGAAGAAGGAGAAAGAGAUAGAGAUGCAAAAGGAAGAUCUUCUGUCGAAACCGGAGCAGAUAAGGGAGAAGAUAGUGGAAGGUCGGAUAAAGAAGAGGGUAGACGCACUUGCAUUGCUGGAGCAACCAUACAUUAAAGACGAUAAGGUGAUAGUGAAGGACCUUGUGAAGCAGAGGAUUGCAACCAUUGGAGAAAACAUCAAGGUGAAGAGAUUCAUUAGGUACACUCUGGGAGAAGGCCUUGAGAAGAAAAGUCAGGACUUUGCUGCUGAGGUUGCUGCUCAAACCGCAGCUAAACCAAAAGCCGAACCAGAGAAAGAAGAGCCAAAAGCUGAAGAGCCCAAGGAAGCUGUUCCAAGUCCACCAACAGCAGUGGUUUCAGCUGGACUUGUGAAGCAGCUGCGUGAAGAAACAGGAGCAGGAAUGAUGGAUUGCAAGAAGGCAUUGGCGGAGACAGGAGGAGAUCUAGAGAAAGCACAAGAGUACCUGAGAAAGAAAGGUCUUUCAACAGCUGAUAAGAAAUCAAGCAGGCUUGCAGCUGAAGGGAGAAUCGGGUCAUACAUCCACGAUGCUCGCAUUGGAGUCCUCAUAGAAGUGAACUGCGAGACUGAUUUCGUGGGAAGAAGUGAAAAGUUCAAGGAACUGGUUGAUGAUCUUGCAAUGCAAGCAGUGGCUAAUCCACAGGUGCAAUAUGUAUCCAUCGAGGACAUUCCAGAGGAGAUAAAGCAGAAAGAAAAGGAGAUGGAGAUGCAGAGAGAGGAUCUUUUGUCGAAACCAGAGAACAUAAAGGAGAAAAUUGUUGAAGGAAGGAUCUCAAAGAGGCUGGGAGAAAUGGCAUUGCUUGAGCAGCCUUUCAUUAAAGAUGAUAGCGUUCUGGUAAAGGAUCUUGUGAAGCAGACGGUGGCUACUCUUGGUGAAAACAUCAAAGUCAGGAGGUUUGUUAAGUUUACUCUUGGAGAAGACAACUGAGGAUGGAUGGAAAAACAUAUAAGGAGUUCGUGAGUUUAAAGCAAAGUCUUACUCUUUUGUUUUGUAGACAAAAUCUUCAGUAUUCAAACCCCUUUUGAUUAGAGUUUUUAAUCAAAAAGCUGUAAACUUUUUUGGUUCAUGAAAAUAUGAGAUUGUUUUUCA
This is a messenger RNA of Raphanus sativus (radish), 3344 nucleotides long. Its product is annotated as polyprotein of EF-Ts, chloroplastic. Gene Ontology annotation, biological process: mitochondrial translational elongation. The record is from RefSeq and is a predicted model, not a curated record. The transcript is spliced from 7 exons. The coding region runs from base 186 to 3182 and encodes 998 amino acids. Lineage: Eukaryota; Viridiplantae; Streptophyta; Magnoliopsida; Brassicales; Brassicaceae. Gene Ontology annotation, molecular function: translation elongation factor activity; protein binding. Gene Ontology annotation, cellular component: mitochondrial matrix.